AUGCAGCUCACCUUUGCUCUCCUCGCCCUCCUCGCCGCGCGCUUCGUCGCGGCGAUUGACUUCACAGACUACGACCCGCAGCCUGGUGUGCAACCCGAGUUCAAGGCCUUCCUCAAGGCUCUCGUCACCCCCGCAGAAGAUCCCACCGCCACGACGGCGUACACCGACUUCUUCACCGCGGACGGCAUGCAGACGACGCUGAGCAUCCACUGCGUCGGUGCAGAUGCCAUCACCAAGUGCAAGCAGCGAUUCUUGCCCACCGAUGGCAGCAUGUCACUUACCCACUUCCCCAAUACGACGUUCAUCGCAGACAACAAUGCAACGGCGACUGUCUACGAGGCUCAUGGACGAAUUGAAAAUAACUUCAAGGCGGGCAACUGCUCGCAAAUUUACUACAAGACGCAGUACACUGUCCUCAAGACUACAGAAGGCGUUGACGCGGCGCCGAAUUUGUCUACAAAGCCCGAGCACCAGGUGUACUGGUACCAUGACUACUUCGUCAACCCGACGGGGGUGCCUUCCAACAUCCCUUGCGAUAGCUUGAAGGCGUGA
Molecule: messenger RNA, 552 nt
Organism: Colletotrichum abscissum
Lineage: Eukaryota; Fungi; Ascomycota; Sordariomycetes; Glomerellales; Glomerellaceae
Exons: 4
Coding region: 1-552 (183 amino acids)
Source: RefSeq, a predicted model, not a curated record